Messenger RNA from Drosophila eugracilis, 1491 nucleotides. It is a transcript of the gene Alg2, whose product is annotated as alpha-1,3/1,6-mannosyltransferase ALG2. The record is from RefSeq and is a predicted model, not a curated record. The coding region runs from base 195 to 1469 and encodes 424 amino acids. Lineage: Eukaryota; Metazoa; Arthropoda; Insecta; Diptera; Drosophilidae. Gene Ontology annotation, molecular function: GDP-Man:Man(1)GlcNAc(2)-PP-Dol alpha-1,3-mannosyltransferase activity; alpha-1,3-mannosyltransferase activity. The transcript has a single exon.
AACCUUUUAGAACAUCUAUGACGACACGGUCACACUUUACUAAGUCAGCUGAAGAAUAAAACAAUUUUAAAGUUUAUAAAAACAAAGGCUUUGAGAGAAUGCAAAUAAUUUGACCCUAGUGUCAGCAAAAGGAUAUAAUCCUAGUUUAUAUUUUUAGUUACCAAAUUCCUGUACUAAAUAUUAGUAGUUAAGUCAUGGUUCGCGUCCUAUUCCUUCACCCAGAUUUGGGAAUCGGAGGUGCUGAGCGACUGGUGGUAGAUGCCGCACUGGCUCUCAAGGAGCAGGGCCACCAGGUUAGCUUCCUCACCAAUCAUCAUGACAGCACGCACUGCUUCAAGGAGACGGCGGACGGAAGUUUUCCGGUGCAGGUUGUGGGCGACUGGUUGCCACGCAGACUCUUCGGAAGAUUCUAUGCCAUUUGUGCUUAUCUGCGCAUGCUCUAUGCUGCCAUCUAUGCCAGCUUCUUCAUGCCCCAGCGGGAGAAGGUAGAUGUGAUUGUUUGUGACCUGAUCUCCGUGUGCAUUCCGGUUCUCCGACUAGCCCGCCAUCGUCCAAGAGUACUCUUUUACUGUCACUUUCCGGAUCAGCUCCUCAGCGCCCGCGAGGGCCUGCUAAAGCGGUUCUAUCGCCUACCCAUUAACUGGCUGGAGGAGCACACCAUCGGACUGGCGGAUAAGGUAUUGGUCAACUCCAAGUUCACGCUUCGAGUCUUUCAGGACACUUUCCGCCGACUGAGCACGGUACCGGAUGUGCUGUAUCCUUCUCUGCACACCCAGUACUUUGAUCAGAUGCAGAAAAAGCUUGAACAGCGUUCUGCUGUAAUAGAUGAACCUAUUCACCCGCGCGUUCCACGCAAUGCCUUCAUCUAUCUGGACAUCAAUCGUUAUGAGCGAAAGAAGAAUCACGCCUUGGCUUUACAUUCCUUGCGCCUCCUGGGCGACAUGCUUCCCACAAUGGACUUCAAACGCUGUCGGUUGAUCAUCGCCGGAGGUUACGACACCCGCUGCAUGGAGAACGUCGAACACUUUGCCGAGCUGGAGCAGCUUACGGAGAAACUGAAGCUUCAGGAUCAUGUCGUCCUGCUACGUUCACCCACUGACGAGGAGAAGUGCCGUCUGCUCUUCGCCGCUCACUGUCUGCUGUACACCCCCGAAAACGAGCACUUUGGCAUUGUGCCGCUGGAGGGCAUGUACUGCUCCAAGCCAGUGGUGGCAUUAAACAGCGGUGGACCCACUGAAACUGUGGUUAAUACAUCAACGGGCUUCCUGUGCGAGAAUCAAGAGAAGAGCUUCGGCGGAGCAAUGUACCAGCUUUUCCGGGAAGAACCGCUGCGGCUGAAGAUGGGCGACCAAGGUCACAAGCGAGUGCAGCAGAAGUUCUCCUUCCAUGCCUUUGCAGACCGUUUAAACGGCAUUGUGCAGGAGCUUGUUUCAAUACCAAAAUUUUCGACUACUAAGAAAACUGAAUAAAUUUCCAGUUUAACUGCAUGUA